GGCGGGCCGCGUUGGUGGGGCCCGGGCCUGAGAGCUCUUCGCGAGAGCUGCAGGGUCCUUGUCGGAGCGGUUCGAGGGGGCGGCAGGCAGGCUGGAGAUUAGAUUUGUAACUACAUUUCGGAUUUGCUCCACGAAGCACAAUGUCUCGUUCACGACCACCCCCCCUUGUGACAGGCAUCUCUCCCAAUGAAGGAAUACCGUGGACCAAGACAUGACUAAGUCUUACCAUUGUUCUUUUGAACUUUGUCAUAUGUAUGCUUUUAUUUUCAGGUUUGACAAUUUGUGGACAUAAUUGCCUCCUGACAGCGGAAUGGAUGUCUGCAAGUAAAAUAGUAUGUCGAGUGGGACAAGCCAAAAAUGACAAAGGAGACAUAAUUGUCACAACCAAGUCAGGUGGCAAAGGAACCUCAACAGUCUCUUUCAAGCUACUCAAACCUGAAAAAAUAGGUAUUUUGGACCAGUCUGCUGUGUGGGUUGAUGAAAUGAAUUAUUAUGAUAUGCGGACUGACAGGAAUAAAGGAAUUCCUCCCCUGUCCCUACGUCCUGCUAAUCCGCUUGGCACUGAGAUUGAAAAAAGUAAAUUUCCUCAGAAGGACUUGGAGAUGCUGUUCCCCGGAAUGAGUGCUGACUUCACAAGUGAGAAUUUUUCAGCUGCCUGGUAUCUUAUAGAGAACCACUCAACCACCAGCUUUGAACAGCUCAAAAUGGCCGUCACCCACCUGAAGAGACAGGCUAACAAGAAGAGUGAAGGCAGCCUGGCGUAUGUGAAAGGGGGUCUUAGUACUUUCUUUGAAGCCCAGGAUGCUCUUUCAGCCAUCCAUCAAAAACUAGAAGCGGAUGGAACGGAAAAAGUAGAAGGAUCCAUGACGCAAAAACUGGAGAAUGUUCUGAACAGAGCAAGCAAUACUGCGGACACAUUAUUUCAAGAAGUGUUAGGUCGAAAGGACAAAGCAGAUUCUACUAGAAAUGCACUCAAUGUGCUCCAGCGAUUUAAGUUUCUUUUCAACCUUCCUCUAAAUAUUGAAAGGAAUAUCCAAAAGGGUGAUUAUGAUGUGGUUAUUAAUGAUUAUGAAAAGGCCAAGUCACUCUUUGGGAAAACGGAGGUACAAGUUUUCAAGAAAUAUUACGCUGAAGUAGAAACACGGAUUGAAGCUUUAAGAGAAUUGCUUCUGGAUAAAUUGCUUGAGACACCAUCAACCUUACAUGACCAAAAACGUUAUAUAAGGUACCUGUCUGACCUUCACGCGCCGGGCGACCCUGCAUGGCAGUGCAUCGGAGCGCAGCACAGCUGGAUCCUACAGCGCAUGCACAGCUGCAAAGAGGCCUGCGUGCAAGACCUGAAAGGUCCUCCAGGCCUUCACAGUCCCAUGCUGGAUCUGGACAGCGAUGUACGUCCCUCAGUUCUGGGUCAUCUUAGUCAGACAGCUUCACUGAAAAGGGGCAGCAGCUUUCAGUCUGGUCGAGAUGACACAUGGAGAUACAAAACUCCCCACCAGGUGGCAUUUGUUGAAAAAUUGACCAAGCUUGUUUUAAGUCAGCUGCCUAACUUCUGGAAACUCUGGAUUUCAUAUGUUAAUGGAAGCCUUUUCAGUGAGACUGCUGAGAAGUCAGGCCAGAUUGAAAGAUCAAAGAAUGUAAGGCAAAGACAAAAUGAUUUUAAGAAAAUGAUUCAGGAAGUCAUGCACUGUCUUGUGAAGCUGGUCCGUGGAGCAUUGCUCCCCCUGAGUAUCUCCGAGGGCGGGGUGAGGCAGUAUGGAGGCUGGGAGGUGAAGUCUGAGCUCUCUGGACAGUGGCUCAUUCAUGUCAUCCAGACCAUGAGGCUUACUUAUGAAUCAUUGACUGCCCUCGAAAUUCCUAAUGAUAUGUUACAGACUAUCCAGGACCUCAUCUUGGAUCUCCGAGUACGUUGUGUGAUGGUCACACUGCAGAACGCAGCAGAAGAAAUAAAGAGAUUAGCUGAAAAAGAAGACUGGAUUGUCGAUAAUGAAGGACUGACUUCUCUAGUAAGUUUAAAUUCUAUUAAAUGAUAAAUUAUUGGUAUACUGGGCUGCCCUCCAGGUCAAGCUGUUGUCUUUCAACAACCUAAAACACAGGAGGAGGUGUGCCAGCUGAGCAUCAAUAUCAUGCAGAUUUUUAUAUAUUGUCUGGAACAGUUGAGCACCAAACCUGAUGCAGAUGUAGAUACUACACAUCUUUCCAUUGAUGUUUCUUCUCCCGAUUUGUUUGGAAGUAUCCAUGAAGACUUCAGUCUGACUUCUGAACAGCAACUUUUGAUAGUCCUAAGUAAUUGCUGCUACCUGGAACGUCACACCUUCCUAAAUAUAGCAGAUCAUUUUGAAAAGCACAACUUCCAGGGAAUAGAAAAAAUAACACAGGUUAGCAUGGCCUCAUUGAAAGAAUUAGACCAAAGACUCUUUGAGAAUUACAUUGAGUUGAAAGCAGAUCCCAUCGUUGGCUCCUUAGAACCUGGAAUUUACGCAGGCUAUUUUGACUGGAAAGACUGCCUGCCUCCAACAGGUGUCAGAAACUAUUUAAAAGAAGCAUUGGUGAAUAUAAUUGCAGUGCAUGCAGAGGUGUUUACUAUUUCCAAAGAACUGGUGCCUCGGGUCCUAUCCAAGGUAGUGGAAGCAGUUUCGGAAGAGCUAAGUCGACUUAUGCAGUGUGUUUCAUCCUUCAGCAAAAAUGGAGCAUUACAGGCAAGGCUUGAAAUCUGUGCUUUGAGGGACACUGUGGCUGCUUACCUGACGCCCGAGAGCAGGUCGAGUUUUAAACAGGCUUUGGAAGCCCUGCCUCAGCUUUCCAGUGGAGCAGAUAAAAAGUUGCUGGAGGAGCUGUUGAACAAGUUCAAGAGUGGCAUGCACCUGCAGCUCACCUGUUUCCAAGCUGCUGCUUCAACCGUGAUGAAAACAUAAUCCCUCCAAAAUCAGGGCAGUCCGAAGAUAACGAGUGAAUAAAGUUACUUUCUUAAGUGCCCUCCAAGGAUCUGUAUAGAAACCUUUGGGUUUGUGAUUUCUCUCUCUCUCUCUCUCUCUCUCUCUCUCUCUCUCUCUCUUUUUCCCCCUGAAUUGGUAGCUUAGAUGUUGGUAUAUGUUUUAUUUCAACCAAAAUAGCUUUAUUUGAAAUGCCCAAGCAGUGUUUGUCUUGUCAAUUUUAUUACAUUAUGUCUGUAUGACUUUAAAAUACUUUAAAUAUAUACAUUUUUUUCUUAACUGUUUCAUGGUAAAUGCCGCAAGAAGACUUACUUUUUUCAGAGAGUGUUUUUGAGAUGGCCUGUGAUGUAUACUAAAGCAUUUUUCAGUGUCUCAUUUAUUAGAACUUUAGUGUCAGCAGCUUCCAAGGCACAUGGACAGACAUAAGAAGAGAAUUGAAAAGUUAUAUUUAGACAUCCUUGGAGCUUUAACUCUCCUGAGCUGUACUUAAAAACUUUAUUUCAUACAAAUUGCUCUAACUCCUAAUUCAAGUAGAUUUUUAGAAAAAUUUGUGAUCUGCAUUAAGAAAUGUAAUAUUUAGGGUAGAUUAUUUGUGAUCCAGAUGUCCAUAAGUUAUCUUUGCAUUUUGCUGUCUAAUUUUUAAUUUUCACAGUUCUAAACAUAAAGCAUCUUUUCAGUGUAGCGUUUUUUGGUUGUCUCACCACUCUUAAUUUGAAGUGUCCCUUCACGUGGCUGGUUGCCUGUCCCAUAGGCCCCUUGCCCCAUGUGAUGAAGCUUGGAUGCUAGUAAGGACUGUCAGGCACAGCUGCACGGUCCUAAAGAACCCCCAGGCCCAGGCAGUCUGCUCCUUCCCCUCUGGCAGUCCCUUUUCUCUUCACUUCUUAACCUCUCGGUUGCUGAGCGAAGGCUGCCCUGGCAGAGUCCAUGUUUUCUAAAGAUGCAAAGGCGCUCCUUGGUCACUAUGCAGUAGUAGGAGCUGUCGAUGAAGCAUGGCCGUUUGUUCAGGUCGUGGUGAGGUCUUUCAAAGUCGGCUUCCCCCACCUAACUUCAUCGUACUAUUUGCUUUAGAAAACUAAGUGAUUCUCUAUUUUAGUCUGCUUGUCCAGGUUUUCAAAUUUUUCUGUGGGUGUCACAGAAUCCCCUGUUUUUAAUGCUGAAAUUAAUCUUUAGUAGUACAUGUAAUUUUAGAUACAGUAUAACCAUAUACAGUAUCCAUUAUUUGAAAUGAGUCAGUGUUGUGUUUGUUCAUUUGAUGUACAAGGGAAGUCAUAGUCUCUGGGAGUGAAAGUUUAAUCUUUUACAAAUGUGCUUGAUAACGCUUACUAAAAAAUACACGGAAUAUUGUCUCUCCUAAGCAUGUUAACCAUUGUCUCUAAUAUGACCACAAAUUAAAUUACAAAAAUGCAAUCCUAUUUGUGUUAUUUUAAAUAUCUAGUAUGGAGCAUUCAGCCAAGAAUGUGUCUUCUCAUACUUACCUGGCAGGGGAGAUACCAUGAUCACGAAGGUGGUUUUCCCAGGACGAGGCUUAUUCAUUGCACUCCGGAUGUGCUGACCCCUGCGAUUUCCCCAAAUGUGGGAAACUCGACUGCAUAAUUUGUGGUAGUGGGGGACUGCGUUCGCGCUCUCCC
Messenger RNA from Hipposideros armiger (great roundleaf bat), 4558 nucleotides. RefSeq names its product exocyst complex component 2 (gene EXOC2). Lineage: Eukaryota; Metazoa; Chordata; Mammalia; Chiroptera; Hipposideridae. Gene Ontology annotation, cellular component: exocyst. The record is from RefSeq and is a predicted model, not a curated record. Gene Ontology annotation, biological process: Golgi to plasma membrane transport; exocytosis. The transcript is spliced from 29 exons.